AUGAGCUUCGUCUACGGCAAGGGCGAGGGCCCGACGGCGCGCGACCCCUUCGACAAGGAGUGGUGGCGCAACGUGAGCUCGCGCCAGGCCGUCGUCAAGCAGACGGGGUCGCUCUGGGCGGACCAGUCCAUCAAGCGGCGCAAGCCCAAGCCCAUCACCUUCCCCGAGCCCUGGGCGGGCCCCGGGUUGGACCGCGUGCCCGUCGUCGUCGUCACGGGCGGCCUCGGGAGCGGGAAGACGGCGGCCGCGCGGGGCCUCGCGGCGCGCGCGGCCGCCGAGGCCGCGGCGGGCGGCCGCGUGCGCGGCGGCCCCGUCGUCGUGGUCACGCACCGCUACUGGCAGGAGCACGGCGUGACGCCGCCGCCGGCCGGCGGCGGCGACGUGCGGCACCACGCGGUCUUCGAUUUCGGGAACGCGUGCAUCUGUUGCGCGCCCGACGGCGACUUCCAGGCGCUGCUCAAGCGGCUCCACCCGGAGGGCAUCGGCUGCGUCGUCGUCGAGACGACGGGCACGUCGGACCCGGCCCUCUUCGCGCGCAUCCUCUUCCAGGACGCGGUGCUGCUGGCCAAGUUCGCGCUCCGGUCGAUCGUCGCCGUCUUCGACGCGAGGACCGUCGAGGCGCAGCUCGCCAAGCCGGACCGGCCGGGCGCGAAGAACCCGCACCGCCUCCAGCUGCUGUCGGCGGACCGCGUCCUCCUGAGCCACGGCGGCGACUGCGGCGACGGCGGCGCGGCCGCGGCCGAGGCCGCCGCGGCCGCCGCGGGCGACGGCGCGGUCGCCGUGGACGUCGUCGAGGACCUGCGGCGCGGCGGCGCGCUCUUAGAUGAUGCGCUGCGACCGGCCCUCGACGCCGCGGCGCCGGGCUUCGCCGUCGACGCCGUCGACGCGCGGCGGCCCGCGUUUUUAGGCGACGCCGCGUACGACGCGGUGCGGCCCUGCCGCUUCGUCAAGGCCAUGGUGAGCUUCGCGCCGAGCGACGGCGUGCUCAACGCCGUCUGCAUCCUCGAGCAGGGCUUCGUCUACGAGAAGCAGCUCCGGGACCUCGCGGCGCGGCUCGGCGGCGCGCUCCGCGGCGGCGAGAUCUGCCGCUUCAAGGCCGCGGGGCUCCUGCGGCUGCCGACGGGCCGCCUCGAGGGCGUGCUCCUCGACGGCUCCCUGGACCGCUGCGACGAGGCGCGCGUGCCCGUGGACCCCGCGGCCGCCGCGCGGGGGCCUCGAUCGGCGUUCGAGGUCAUGGACGAGGCCGCGGACGACUCGAAGCUCGGCGAGGCCGGCGACUGGGCGCCGGACGUCGGCGCGCCCUGCGUGCGCCUCUUCGUCAUCGGCAAGCGCCUCAACGCCGCGGCCCUCCGCGCGGCCGUCCGCGCGACGGUCAUCCCCGAGGGCUUUGUGUACGCGGCGGACGAGGAGCUCGACUUCGGCCUCUUCACGGACGGCGACGACGCCGCCGACGACCCGUUGUCGCGCCUCAUCGCGGGGGCCCCGGCGGAGCCCAAGACCGAACUCACCGUCGACCUCGACGGCGCGGCCGUGACGCUCUUCCGCCGGCCGGACGGCGGCUACGCGGCGAAGCGCGACGGCAACGACGCGGAGCUCGAGGUCAUCAAGAUGUUCGCGUCGGCGCUCUACGUCUCCCUCCCGGACGUCGCGUCCCUCCCCGCGCCGCCGCCCGUCAUGUAG
This is a messenger RNA of Aureococcus anophagefferens, 1680 nucleotides long. RefSeq lists its product as hypothetical. The record is from RefSeq and is a predicted model, not a curated record. The transcript has a single exon. Gene Ontology annotation, cellular component: cytoplasm. The coding region runs from base 1 to 1680 and encodes 559 amino acids. NCBI's taxonomy places the organism in Eukaryota, Pelagophyceae, Pelagomonadales, Pelagomonadaceae.